Messenger RNA from Euleptes europaea (tarantolino), 2917 nucleotides. RefSeq names its product centrosomal protein 104 (gene CEP104). The transcript is spliced from 22 exons. Gene Ontology annotation, cellular component: cilium. The record is from RefSeq and is a predicted model, not a curated record. Lineage: Eukaryota; Metazoa; Chordata; Lepidosauria; Squamata; Sphaerodactylidae. The coding region runs from base 83 to 2917 and encodes 944 amino acids.
GCGCGUGCGCAGUCACGUCCAAGCGGUUGCUAGGAGAUCAGUGGCCCUAGUGAUGGAGCCGGAAUAAACUCAAGAGGGGAGGAUGCCACACAAGAUUGGUUUUAUCGUUAUAAGUUCAUCAGGACAUGAGGAUGGCUUCAGUGCAAAAGAACUGAUGGUCCACGCGCCAACUGUCAAUGGAUGGAGGUCACCAAGGCUCUGCCAGUACCCCCAAGAGAUCGUCCUUCAGAUGGUGGAGCGAUGUAGAAUUCGAAAACUGCAGCUGCUGGCUCACCAGUACAUGAUCUCCAGCAAAAUCGAGUUCUAUAUCAGCGAUAACCUACCUGAAUACUUUGCACCGCACAAGACAGAGAGGUUCAGAAGACUUGGCUAUGUGUCUCUCUCGGACAACGAGAAGACGAGCUACAAAGCCCGAGAACUGAAAUCCGUCUACGUGGACGCAGUUGGCCAGUACCUUAAGUUGACAUUCCACAAGAGCUAUGUCAACAGGUACAACUUGUACAGCCAGGUGGCUCUAGUCGCAGUAAAUAUCAUUGGCGAAGCUGCAGACCACAGCGGUAACUUCAGCCAUACGUCAAGAGAGAAGCUGAUUGACCAUUACCUCGGGAACAACCCGGAUGACUCGGCCUUAGAUGGAACACACAUGGGGAAGUCAGAUUCCAUUUCACCCCUGGAUGAUCUGGCUUUUGACAUGUACCAAGAUCCAGAGGUGGCUCAGAUCAUUCGGAAACUGGACGAGAAAAAAUACGAAGCGGUGCGGCACGAACAUUACGAUCAUGCCAAGAAACUCAAGCAAGCCAUUGCGGACCUGCAGAAGGUUGGGGAGCGGCUGGGGCGUUACGAGGUGGAGAAGCGCUGUGCGGUCGAGCGGGAGGACUACGAUCUCGCCAAGCAGAAGAAGCAACAGAUGGAGGACUACCGCUUGAGAGUUUACCAGCAGCUGGAACUGCAUAACCUCCUUGAUCCGGAUCUGACAAUUCGAAGGCCUGACUUCCCCCUGGAGCCGGUGGUUUAUCCUGCUGUUUCUCCUCCGCAAAAGAAGACCUUCCUUUCUCCUCAGCAGGAUAAGAUGGAAGCGGAUAACCCGGAGCCUCUGCCGCCUGAGAAGCCGCCAGAAGCUGUUUCUCCAGAGUCUCUCACUCAGCACUCUUUCUCUCCUCCUGUAGCCCAGGGACUUGUCUCACCUGAGGCUUUUCCAAAGAUAAGUGUCGAGUUCCUACCUUACGAUGAGAGGCCUCUUCCUGCUAUUCGUAAGCAGCAGGAAGAAGGGUUCGCCUGCUUCGAUCCUGAACCGAACGAGGACGAACCCAGCGAGACGCCGAGAAGCGGCAUCACAGGCGAGCCGGAGCCCUUGACGGAGAAAGCCUUGAGGGAGGCCGGGCCGGCUAUCGAAGUCUUUGGGGAAGCCUUGGUUGCUGGGGCCUACUCCAAAACAUGGUCCUACCGCGAAGAUGCAUUGCUUGCCAUGUACAAGAAGAUGAUGGAGAUGCCCAUCAGUACGCCGAAGGAGGAUCUCAAGAACUUGCUCAGGGCUGCCAUCUUCCUCGUAACAAGAGCCAUAAAAGACAUAGUCUCCUCCGUUUUUCAGGCUUCCUUGAAGCUUUUGAAAAUGAUCAUCACCAAGUACAUCCCCAAGCAUAAACUCGGGAAGCAGGAGACAGCUUACUGCGUGGAGAGGGUGUUUACCAAUCUCCUUUCCAGGACUGGAGACUCCUCGGCUCGCCUGCGCGUCGCCUCUGCCAACUUCAUCCAGGAAAUGGCGCUCUGUAUCGAAGUGAAGCCUCUUCAGAUUAUCCCCGCUCACUUGGUGCAGCCGCUGAAGUCCAAUUCCCCUACGCAUCUGGCGAUGAGCCAGGUGGACUUAGUGGAACGCUUGCUGAGAGAUCUCGGAACGGAUAACACCGGCUUUACUGUCGAUAAUGUCAUGAAGUUUGCAACAGCAACUCUGGAGCACCGCGUGUACGAAGUCCGAGAGACAGCCAUCCGGAUCAUCUUAGACAUGUACCGCCAGCACCAGGCUGUCGUCCUAGAUUACCUUCCUCCCGACGAUGCCAACACCCGCAAGAACAUUCUCUACAAGACACUCUUCGACGGGAUUGCUAAAAUCGACGGCAGGCUCCCAGAGGUCGACACAAAGGCGCAGAAAAAGGCGGCCGCAGAAGAAUCUGAGAAGCAAAAGAAAGAGGAGAUCAAAGCUUUGCAAGGUCAGCUGGCAGCGCUGAAGGAGAUGCAGAAUGACACCCCAAAGGAAAAAGAAAAUGAUUUGCAGAAGCCCAAGAAUCAAGGCGAGCUCACCAAAAAAGCCCCCUUGCCUGCAACAACUGAGGUUCCUGAUGACCAUUCCUCAGUGGCAAAUUACCUUGACAACCUCUGCAUCUUUUGCGGUGAAAGGGAUGAAUCCUUCACAGAGGAAGGUCUGGACCUCCACUACUGGAAGCGCUGCCCCAUGUUAACAAGAUGUGAUCACUGCAAACAGGUUGUAGAGAUUGCCAGCUUGACCGAGCACUUGCUCACCGAAUGCGACAAGAAGGACAACUUCGGCAAGUGUUCCCGCUGCUGCGAGGCCCUGCCGAAGGAGGAGCUGCCCAGACACGUCAAGGGGAAAGCAUGCAACCCUGCCAAACCCGAGAAAGUGGCCAAUCGUUGUCCGUUGUGCCAUGACAAUUUCUCUCCAGGAGAGGAAGCCUGGAAGAUGCAUCUGAUGGGCAAAGACGGGUGCCGCGUGAACCCGAGGCGGGGGCCCUCCUUGAAUAAGAGCUUCUCAUCACAGCCCGCUGCUGGCAGACCUGCGGGAACAGUGCUGAACAGAUCAGGGCCAGCCAGUACAAAGCUCCGCUCCCCUUUGGUUGGAAGCAAGAUCCCCACCCCGCGAGGCGGCUUGAAUAAAAGCACUGGCAGAACAUACGCAAAGCGAUGA